GCCGCCGCCGCCGCCGCCGCCGCCGGGCGAGCGGCCGCCUAUUGUCCUUCCCGGCGGCGAAGGUGCGGAGCUGCUCCGGCUGGGCCCGCGGGGGAGCCCCGGGCGCCGCACGUGUCCUGGGUCAUGAAACUUAAUCCACAGCAGGCUCCAUUAUAUGGCGAUUGUGUUGUUACCGUGUUGCUGGCUGAAGAGGACAAAGUUGAGGAUGAUGUAGUUUUUUACUUGGUAUUUUCGGGUUCCACCCUUUAUCAUUGCACAAGUACUCGGAAGGUCAGUGGCGAUACGCUGGAGACCAUUGCUCCUGGUCAUGACUGCUGUGAGACGGUGAAGGUGCUGCUCUGUGCUUCCAAGGAGGGCCUUCCAGUAUUUGUGGUGGCUGAAGAAGACUUCCAUUUCAUCCAGGAUGAGGCAUAUGAUGCAGCCCAGUUCCUAGCGACCAGUGCUGGGAAUCAGCAGGCUCUGAACUUCACCCGAUUUCUUGACCGGUCGGGACCCCCAUCUGGGGAUGUGAAUUCCCUUGAUGAGAAGGUUGCCCUGGCAUUCAGGCACCUGAAGCUGCCGGCGGAGUGGAAUGUGUUGGGGACAGAUCAGACUUUGCAUGAUGGCAGCCCCCGGGAAACACUGAUGCAUUUCGCUGUGCGGCUGGGGCUGCUGAGGUUGACGUGGUUCCUGUUGCAGAAGCCAGGUGGCCGCGGGGCUCUCAGCAUCCACAACCAGGAAGGAGCAACACCUGUGAGCUUGGCCUUGGAGCGGGGUUAUCACAAGCUGCACCAGCUUCUAACCCAGGAGAAUGCUGAGGAACCAGACUCCUGGAGCAGUUUAUCCUAUGAAAUCCCAUAUGGAGACUGUUCUGUGAGGCAUCAUCGAGAGUUGGACGUCUAUACAUUAACCUCUGAGUCCAAAUCACAUCAUGAACCCUCAGUUCCUGGAAACAGUUGCACUGGACAUAUUUUUAAACUUAUGAACAUCCAGCAGCAGCUAAUGAAAACAAACCUGAAGCAGAUGGACAAUCCUAUGCCCUUAAUGGUGACAGCACAGGAUCCUUCAAGUGUGCCCAGUGCCCAAGAUUCAGAUGGCCAGUUUCUUUGCUGCACAUCAGAUCCCAGGGACAGCCAGCUGCACUCUUCUCUUCCUGAGGACCCUGAGAGCUCUCCAUGCGCCCAGGGGAGCACUGUUGGGGAGAUUGAAGGUUCCUCUGAUUUUUCAUGUGUGGCUAAGGAAGAGAACACAGACUGUUCCUGUAAGAAGGAAACUAAAGGCGUGGAGAAAGAAGGGGAAGAGGCGGAGCCAUCGCUUACUGUGGACUGUGGAACCAUGUCUGAUCCCAGCAGCCACCGUCCGAGCAUGCCUGCUUGUGGAGGAAAGGGCAUGGGAACCCUUCCACCCUGUGGAAUCAGAAAUGGAGAAACUGGAACAAAAUCCUCUGCAUUGGCCACAGACCAGGUGUCUCUGGACACUGGAGACAGCGUCCUGCAGGGAGAUGUGGGCAUGCAGCCGGCCACCGCUCCCACUCAGCAUUUCUCUGGAUGUGAACUGGCAGCCGGCAUCCCAGUGACUCCAGGGGAGAUGGAAAGUGGUCCUGUGAAUGCACAUGCUGCCAUCCAGAAGAAUGUGCUUGAAGUCAGGGAAAGUACAAAGGAAAAGCUGGAAAACUCUAAUAUCAUCACAGAUGGAUCCUCUGAUGUGAAAGUCACAAGUCAGACUGCAGAUAAAGCCAGUGUUCCAAACUGUGUCUCUGCCACCAGUUCCCCGGAUGGUGACAAACCUGCUGAGUCUUUGCUUGCAUUUAGUAAUGGAGAAGCCUCCCCUGUCAAAACUGCAGAAACAGAAGCGUCAAGAAGUUGUGAAGGGAGUGCUGGGGCUCCCAUGGAUCAGAGCUCCCUGGUAAUUCCAGCUGCUGCAGAAGACACGACUUCAGAUGGACUCGAACUUUAUGCUCCCUUGACAGGCACAAGUGAGGCAGCAUCAUCCUCUGAUCUAACGUUUCCCGGGCCACAAAAAGACGCGCCAAACCAGAAAUCAGAACCUGAGUCAUCUCACAUUCAAAGCCAAACCAGCAGAUCACCCAUCUGUUCUACAACUAGAGGGGGCACACCAUGUGCUGCCUUUGCAUGUGGGCAGAGCUCAGUGACUUCUAGUGGUAUGCUGGCUGCAGAAUACUGUGAUGGCAUAGUUACCCAGCCUGAAAGCACCACUCCAGGACUACCCCCCACACAGCAUCCCCCCCUUACCCUCUGCUGUGAAGGUCCACAGGCUAAUGCAGCCACCCCUGGCCCUAUGAGAGAUACCCAGGAACAGGUAGAGUUUUGUCCUGUUGAAGUUUCAGAUAAAAAAGGCCAGGGAGAAGAUUUGAAAUUAGGAACAUCUUCAACAAAUAUGCUUGAGGUGCAUCCACAGGCAGUUGUCCCCAAAGCCAAGAAAGAACUGGUACCAGACCAAGCAGUGACAUCAGACAAGACUUUUUCUCUGGCAAGCAGUCCAGGCAGUGAAUCAGUAACCAAAGAUGACGCGCUUUUUCUUUUCCCCUCCCAGAAAGAAAAAGGAAUAGCAACUCCUGAACUACAUACAGCUGCAGAUGGUAGAGAUGGCCCAGGCAGAGAUUCAAAUGAUCCUGAUAAACAGCCAUUAGAAGACGGUGCCACAGGCCUAUCCACACCCUCCCUUGCUGUCCAGCUUCAGCCCAGCAUGGGGAAUACAAGUCCCAUGGGACUUGGUGGGGAACAUGGGAGUGUCUGCCUCUCAGCAGCCCCUGAAGUUCUGGACAUCAAGGGGGCUGCUGACUCUUCUCUGUUAUGUGCAGGUAAGGCCAUUAUGGCCUCAGAUUCCAUUUUGACUGAAGAAGGAAAAAAUCUGGUGGUUCCAGAAAGCUCCGAAGCUCAGGGACAAGAUGGCAGGGAUAAAGCAGCAGCUUGUUCCUUUCUCAAGGAAGACACUCAUUCCUCAGGAACAUUUCAGGAAGAGCAGAGAACACCACCUCCUGGACAGGAGGCACUGGGAUUCUGUGGAGAGCCUGGCUCAGCUGCCUGUGCUGAGGAGAGAGCACUUGAGCGCGGUAAUUCAUUGGGCACACCCUCAGCCUGCCUGAAUGCAGAAACGGAGCAUAACAAGGAAGUGGCCCCACCAGUCUCGCUGCUGACUGAAGGUGGGGCUGCACAGAGCCUGGUGCCACUGGGAGCAAGUCUGGCUGCAGACCCAAGCCAGGAAGCUUUGGGUGCAGAGCAGAGCAGCUCUGCUCUGUUGCCAGAUCUGUUGCCAGAUGGGUCUGAGGCUCUUUCUCGCAAUGGAUCUUUUGCUCUGGAUGUUGGAGUGCAAAACCCUGAAUCCCAAGGUAAAAACACUGCUCAUGAGGUGAGUGGAAAUGUGCAGUUAGAUGUUGCCGUGGUUAAUGCUUUACAAGGUAAUGCGGGGGCCAGAAGAAAGGCUAUAUUACAUAAUGCCCAAGAUCUCCCAAUUCCAGAAGUCUUGAGCCAGGAGAAGAAUAUGAUCCUGGGUUUGCCAGGAGCUUUAGCAGAUGAAGGUGUGACUGACCUACAGGGUGCCGCAGCUCCAGAGAUGGUACCCCUUAGGGGGAAGGAACGAGACAACAACUGUGGCUUAGCCAACUCCGGGAAGGCACAGGUGGAUCCUGAAGCACAUCACAUCUUGGAGCAGCCUCUUGCCAAAGAGCUUCCCACAGAGACUGGACUCUCAAGUAGUGGUGACCAGGCCCUGGGCAGGGCAAGGGGCACUCCCCUUUUACCUUGUGCUGUGCCUCUGCCCAAGGGAGCCGACUCCAUCGAAGAGACUGCGUGUCGCAUAGUGGAGGCUGUUCUAGAUCAAGUCAGGUUCUCAGGAGCACUGAUCACUGGGCGGGAGAUCGGUCACAUGUCACUCUCCCGUCCUUCAGAGUCCGAUCCAGUGACUGAGCAGCCAGAGGGUGCUUCUACAGGGCAAGUGAGCACUUUCCUGCCUGUGCAGACUGUACACAUGGGCAGUAUCUGUGAAGAAGCCCCUGGUAACUGUGCAGGAUAUUUGGCUGAAACGGAGGAGCCAGAGAAGAUGGUUCUGCCCACUGAAGGAUCUGAGCCAGCAACAGAUAUGCCAGACUUGAAAGCUGCAGAUGAAGUGGAUUUUCUGAGUAAUAUCGGGGUGAGCUCGGCUUCUACAGAGGUGGCUGUCAAAGACACAGCCACCCCACCUGAUAUGAAGCAAGGCCUGAUGACCCAGGCGAUAAACCGAGAAAGCUGGUGUACGAUAAAGCCAUGCCCUGAUGCAACGUCUCUUUUGGCUCCUGCACAAAGCCCAGAAUGUGAGAACUUCCUAGAUGUUGGACUAAGCAGAGAGUGUGCCUCAAAACAAGGUGUCCUCAAAAGAGAAUCUGGAAGUGACUCUGACCUCUUUCACUCACCCAGUGAAGAGGUAGACAGCAUCAUCUUUCCCAAGCCCGAGGAAGAGCAGUUGGUCUGUGAUAUCACUGGAUCCAGUUCUUCCACUGACGACACAGCUUCCUUGGAUCGACAUUCUUCUCAUGGCAGUGAUGUAUCCCUCCCCCAGAUUUCAAAUUUGAACAGGUCCAGAGAUCAGCAGUGUCUUGACGGCUUCUACAGCCAUGGGGUGGGAGCUGAGGGUCGAGAGAGCGAGGGUGAAGCUGCCGGCUCAGGUGAGAUGGAGGAGGAGGAGAUGGACAGCAUCACCGAGGUGCCUGCGAACUGCUCUGUACUGAGGAGCUCCAUGCGCUCGCUGUCCCCUUUCCGGAGGCACAGCUGGGGUCCUGGGAAGAACGCGGCCAGUGAUGCUGAAAUGAACCAGCGCAGUUCAUUGCGAGUUCUUGGGGAUGUUGUCAGGAGACCUCCCAUUCAUAGGAGAAGUAUGAGCUGGUGUCCCUCUGGUGUGCAAUACUCUGCUGCCCUGAGUGCUGACUUUAAUUACAGAAGUUUCAGCCUAGAAGGCUUGACAGGAGGAGCUGGUGUCGGAAACAAGCCAUCUUCAUCCCUAGAUGUAAACUCCAUAAACACCAAAGAACUCAGACACCCUUUCAAUGGUGAAGAAAGGGGUGACUCUUUGGUGUCACUUUCAGAAGAGGAUCUGGAAUCAGGCCAGAGAGAACAUAGGAUGCUUGAUCAGCAGGCAUGUCACAGAUCUAAACAACAGGGAUUCAAUUACUGUACAUCAGCCAUUUCUUCUCCAUUAACAAAAUCCAUCUCAUUAAUGACAAUCAGCCAUCCAGGGUUGGACCCCCAGCCAAGGAUGCAGCCGGCAAGGCGGGUCUCCUUCUCCGUCCACAUCUCUCCACAUCUCCUUAAGUCUAAAACUCUUUUUUCUCUUGGCUCUUCUUACUCCAGUGAUGAUGAGGAGGAGUUGCAUAAUUCUCGGCCUUUCCACAGCACCAGUGCCAAUCUGACUGAGAGCAUAACAGAAGAGACCUAUAGUUUCCUGCCACAAAGCCCCUCUAAGAAAGAUUUUGAAGGGAAGAGUGGAACAAAAGUCAGUCGUACAUUCAGCUAUAUCAAGAAUAAAAUGUCCAGCAGUAAGAAGAGCAGAGAAAAGGAAAAAGAGAAAGAGAAAAUCAAGGAGAAGGAGAAAGAUUUGAAGGAGAAGGACAAGAAGACCAUCAACGGGCACACUUUCAGUCCCAUUCCUGUUGUGGGUCCAAUCAGCUGUAGCCAGUGCGUGAAGCCUUUCACCAGCAAGGAUGCCUACACGUGUGCAGGUUGCAGUGCUUUUGUCCACAAAGGCUGUAGAGAAAGCCUGGCCUCCUGUGCAAAGGUCAAAAUGAAGCAGCCCAGAGGAAGCCUCCAGGCCCAGGACACAUCCUCACUGCCCACAGUCAUCAUGCGGAGCAAGCCUUCACAGCCCAAGGAGCGUCCUCGGUCUGCAGUCCUCCUGGCGGAUGAAGCCACUGCCAUUCCCAUGUUUGCCAAUAGACGGUCCCAACAGAGUAUCUCACUCUCCAAAAGUGUCUCCAUACAGAACAUUGCUGGAGUUGGCAAUGAUGAGAACAUAUCAAACACCUGGAAAUUCCUGUCUCAUUCAACAGACUCCCUAAAUAAAAUCAGCAAGGUCAAUGAGUCAACAGAAUCACUUACUGAUGAGGGAGUAGGUACAGACAUGAAUGAAGGACAGCUAAUGGGGGACUUCGAGAUGGAAUCCAAACAACUAGAAGCAGAGUCCUGGAGUCGAGUAGUGGAUAGCAAGUUUCUCAAACAGCAGAAGAAAGAUGUGGUCAAACGGCAAGAAGUGAUUUAUGAGUUGAUGCAGACAGAAUUGCACCACAUCCGCACGCUGAAGAUCAUGAGCGAUGUGUACAGCCGGGGGAUGAUGACAGAACUGCUCUUUGAGCAACAGACAGUGGAGAAGCUGUUCCCCUGUUUGGAUGAACUGAUCAGUAUCCAUAGCCAGUUCUUUCAGAGGAUCCUGGAGCGGAAGAAGGAAUCUCUGGUGGAUAAAAGCGAAAAGAACUUCCUCAUCAAGAGGAUGGGAGAUGUGCUUGUAAAUCAGUUUUCAGGGGAGAACGCGGAACGCUUAAAGAAGACAUACGGCAAGUUCUGUGGGCAACACAACCAGUCUGUGAACUACUUUAAAGACCUUCAUACCAAGGAUAAGCGGUUUCAGGCCUUUGUGAAGAAGAAGAUGAGCAGUGCCGUCGUGAGGAGGCUAGGCAUCCCAGAGUGCAUAUUGCUGGUGACCCAGCGAAUCACGAAAUACCCAGUUUUAUUCCAAAGAAUAUUGCAAUGUACCAAAGACAAUGAAGUGGAGCAGGAAGAUCUGGCUCAGUCCCUGAGCCUGGUGAAGGAUGUGAUUGGAGCUGUGGACAGCAAAGUGGCAAGUUAUGAAAAGAAAGUGCGUCUGAAUGAAAUUUAUACAAAGACAGAUAGCAAGUCGAUCAUGAGGAUGAAGAGCGGCCAGAUGUUUGCCAAGGAGGAUUUGAAGCGGAAGAAGCUUGUGCGAGAUGGGGGUGUGUUUCUGAAGAGCGCAGCAGGAAGGUUGAAAGAGGUUCAAGCAGUUCUGCUUACUGACAUUUUAGUUUUCCUUCAAGAAAAAGACCAGAAAUAUGUCUUUGCAUCAUUGGACCAGAAAUCAACAGUGAUCUCUUUAAAGAAGCUGAUUGUAAGGGAAGUCGCACAUGAAGAAAAAGGUUUAUUCCUAAUAAGUAUGGGGAUGAAGGACCCAGAGAUGGUGGAAGUACAUGCCAGCUCCAAAGAAGAGCGCAACAGCUGGAUUCAGAUCAUUCAGGACGCGAUCAAUACCCUGAACAGAGAUGAAGAUGAAGGAAUUCCCAGCGAGAAUGAGGAAGAAAAGAGGAUACUGGACACCAAAGCCAGAGAACUGAAAGAGCAACUUCAGCAGAAGGACCAGCAGAUCCUCCUCUUACUGGAAGAGAAGGAGAUGAUUUUCCGAGACAUGACUGAGUGCAGCACCCCCUUGCCGGAGGAUUGCUCCCCAACUCACAGUUCUAGAAUCCUCUUCCGCUCCAACACAGAAGAGGCUCUCAAAGGAGGACCUUUAAUGAAAAGUGCAAUAAACGAGGUGGAGAUCCUUCAAGGUUUGGUGAGUGGAAGCCUGGGAGGCACACUCGGGCCGGCUGUCAGUAGCCCUGUUGAGCAAGAAGGCAUAGUUGGCCCUGUUUCCUUGCCUCGGAGAGCAGAGACCUUCGGAGGAUUUGACAGCCAUCAGAUGAAUGCCUCAAAAGGAGGUGAGAAGGAAGAGGGAGAGGAUGGCCAAGAUCUGAGGAGAACAGAAUCCGACAGUGGUCUGAAAAAGGGUGGAAAUGCUAACCUGGUAUUUAUGCUUAAAAGAAACAGUGAGCAACUUGUCCAGAGUGUCAUUCAUCUCCACGAACUCCUAAGCACAUUGCAGGGCGUGGUGCUGCAGCAGGACAGCUACAUCGAGGACCAGAAGCUGCUGCUGGCAGAGCGUGCACUCACCCGGAGUUCAUCGCGCCCCAGCUCCCUGGUGGAGCAGGAAAAGCAGCGCAGCCUGGAGAAGCAGCGCCAGGACCUGGCCAACCUGCAGAAGCAGCAGGCACAGCACCUGGAGGAGAAGCGGCGGCGCGAGCGUGAGUGGGAGGCCCGUGAGAGAGCACUGCAGGAGCGUGAGGCCCGGCUGGCGCAGCGUGAGCAGGAUGUGUGGCGUGGCCAGCAAGACCUUGACCGUGAGCGGGAGGAGCUGCAGCACAAGAAGGGUGCCUACCAGUGUGACCUGGAGAGGCUGCGCACAGCCCAGAAGCAGCUGGAGCGCGAGCAGGAGCAGCUGAAGCGGGAUGCUGAGCGACUCAGCCAAAGGCAGGUGGAGCACGACGCCUGUCAGGUGUCAUAUCAACAUACUAAGCUGCUGAGGAUCCCAUCCUUCUUUCCGAAUCCUGAGGAGCCCCCCAUGCCAUCUGUACCUUCGAUAGCCAAAUCAGGAUCCCUGGACUCAGAACUCUCAGUAUCCCCAAAAAGGAACAGCAUCUCUCGGACACACAAAGAUAAGGGGCCUUUUCACAUACUGAGUUCCACCAGCCAGACAAACAAAGUACCCGAGGGUCAGAGCCAGACCCCAGUACCUGCCUCUGCCUCCACCCGCCUGUUUGGGUUAGCUAAGCCAAAGGAAAAGAAGGAGAAAAAGAAGAAGAACAAAGGCAGCCGCUCUCAGCCCUGUGAUGGCCCCGGGUCAGAAGUACCCACAGAGGGUGAAGAGAUCUUCUGCUGACGCUGCCGUCUGCCAGGGCCAUCACCUCCUGUCCUGGCCCGUGGUUACCAGCCCCACCUCUCCUGCUGUUUCUGGGUGUGGUCUCUUACCUUGGACACCCAUGCUGCCCCAGGUCCUGGACCAGAGUGACAAACGGUCUCUAAUGUCAGGGUGGGGCAGGGGACCGGGAGUCAGUGGCUGCUCACAGCUCCCGGAUUGGGGCUGGCCCUACUGAGGGUAUUACACUGAAAGUAGGUGGUCCCAGAAGUCCAGGUGAUGGUUUCGGACAUGUCAGGAAUUUCUAAAGGCUGAAAGAAGUUUCCAAAUAAGGUCUAAAAUUCUACCUGCCUUUUAUUUGCAGGAGACAAGCAACAGUCAAGCAGCAGCAGAUAAUUUGGACUUGGUCUGUGUACAUAGUUACCCGUCUGCAUAUACCCAUGGGGCAUACCAGAAUCAGGCACCAUCUGUAGGAGGUGCUGCCCCGCCCUGCCUGGGGGACAUGCAGGCACUCAGCAGGUCAUCCCCUAGCCCUCCAAGGCGGCUUUCCUAUAACCCUACUCUGUGCACACCUCACCCCUUUCUGCAAGUAUUUCUCAUUUCAUUUUAGAAGCGAUAGCAAACAUUUGUGAAAACCAGUGAGAAAAGGCAUGACAUGUUUAAAAAGCAUAUGUGUAUAUAUAUGAUCUGUACCACCUUGAUUUGGGUGUUUGUGAUUUAAAAAAAAAAAAUCUAGUUUUAACAUGAAAUCCAAAGAAAUCUUACACUUAACUGGUUUUCCAGGAUGUUUGCCCGCAUACUCUGGGCAGAGAUGAAGUAGAGAAUCUCCUCAUCCCUACUCCUGCCUUGUGACACUUUCUGGUUGUCACUGACCCGCAGCCUCCUGGCAGCACGCCAAAGGAAGUUGCUUCUCCGGCACUGAGGUGAUCCCCACCCCAGUACCGGGACAGCUGGCCAUGUCAGUUCAGGUGAAGGAAUUUGGCCCACAGGUAGUAAUUUUUACAUUAGUGCAGCCCGAUCGAUAGCUGGCCCAGGUGUGGCUUGGAAAUGUGCUCAUCCUCUAUCAGGAGGCUGGGGCACAAUUCGAUUUCUUCAAACAUUUUUCAAAUCUAAAGGUCUGUUGGUUAUUGUACUCCACUCCCUGACGGUGCCACAGAUGCGGCCUGGUUACUCUUCUCUUCCUCUCUUCCACACUGUUGGUGAUCUGUAUUUGCUGGAGGCUCGUCACCGGCUAGUAGGAGCAGGACCGUUCAUUGAGUUCCUCUGAGGCCCCAUCUCCCUGCUGGACUCACUGCUCCCUGUAAGGGGAGACCCUGGAAAAGUCUGCUUUCAUUAUGCCCUGGGUCCUGCCCCUCAGAAGCAUGGGUCUUUGAACAUACUUCUUAAACAAAAUCUGUAACUUGGUGCUUGUUGAUGAAUUGCAAGCUGGCCUUGCAGAUGGAGAUAUUUAUCUUUCAGUUUAUUUGAAAGAGGUCUGGUUUAACAUUUUUAGGUUAGGUUUGUUUAUUUAUUUAUGUGUGUGUGUGUGUCUGUGUGUAAAGUGAACAUACUAGCCCAACGGUUUCAACCAUCUGAUCAAUGCAGAAAGUGAAUAGCCAACAGUGCUGCUCACUCCUCGGUGUCUGUCAAAGUGCUUUGAGGGCCCAAAAGAAAAUUAAUGGUUAGGGAAGGGGGAUGCUUUUCUUCUCUCCUCUCAUCCCCACCUCAUUCUCUGAUCAAAGGAUGUCAUCUUCCUUACUGGAGAGUCAGAACCUGCCACCUCUGAGUUAAUCACCUAUUCCUAUUGUGGAGAUUUCUUAGUCUUCAGAAACAGACUUUAAGACCAAAACUGGCUAAUGGUCUUUUGAACUCUGAUUCCCCUCCCCCCACCCCUAAACAGUACAGUUAAGUUCCUUUCUUGCAUCAGUCCAGCAGAGCCUGCCAUGGUAUUCCUCAGAUUCACACAGAGCCCAGCUCUCUUGGGCACCAAUCCCAGCUCCCCACUGGGGCUUGCCGUCCCACUGGACGUGUGCUGUCAGAGGAGAUGGCUGGCCAGAGGGGAUGGCUCCGGGCACUCGAAGCCUGGCAGCUGGGCCACCCUGUUUCCUGAGCCUGCGGCAGGAAGUGCUCAGGACUGACCACAUCAGCCCUCACGUCUGCUCUCCACAAGAGUGCUCUGGACCCCGGGUCACUGUCCACUGCUGCCUAGCUUGAUGACAAUUUGAAAGUGUCUUUUACUCUCAACUAGCUAUAACGUUUAAGUGGCUUUGGUUGGGGCGAUGGUGGGUUUUGUUUUUUUUAAAUGGAGACUUCACCUGCAUCCACACCCCAGUAAUUUAAUUUGGUCAGGUUCUGGCUGGACAAAUGUAGAAUCGUAAUUAGAAAGUAGCUUCCUGCAUCCACCCCACCUGGCCACCUCCAUUCAGAAUACAGGCUGCCGUAGGAAGAGACAACUACUUGGUAAGACCCGUGCUCUGACUUGCCUUUCCCCUCUCACCCCCAGGAGACUGGAUCCGGGGGACCUCCCAUUGUGCUUGGAGAGCUACCUGGGUUGUUGUUACUUGUGCUUGUGACCUUGAAAACCACUCUGGUUACUGAGUCUAAAGCCCCGUCUGGGUCUCUCCCUGUGAGAAGGGGUCGUCUGCCAGGGUGACUCUGAUUCAGUUCCCCGUUGUAUCUUCCAGCAAGCUCAAGAAAUCAGAUGCUUGAUGGUGUGGUUGAGUUUUGGGGGUCAGGUAGAGACACUAGCCAAGAGUCCCCAAGUUCCCAGAGUCUAGGGAAUUUCCUGGAAAGAGGCUGCAUCUUCUCAGUCUAUCAUCUCAGAAGUUGUCAUCCUGUUUGGGUGACACGUGCACUUUAAAUGCUCUCGUCUUUUGGCUUCAUUUUUGAGACAAUCAGCUGUGGUAACUGUUUCCUUCUUUGAAAACGAGAGGGUUAAAAGCAUGCAGAUCGCCAUAAUCCAGCCUUUGCCAACAUUCCAUUCUCUGCCCCCACGAGAGUGAUCUGUGCCUCAUCAAGAUUGUUUUCUCUUUUUUGAAAAGGUACGAAUCUUACCUUUUUCCACCUUCUGUCUCAGGGUAGCACCACUCAAGUCCCUUUGAGAAGAGAAUGUUUCCCUUAUUCUCUUCCUCAGCCCGAAUUGUUCAGACCCUCGGGGUUUGUUGUACCUUUCCAGGGAGGGAGCUGGAGUGGGGUGCAGGGUGACGGAGGCAGAACCUACCCAGGAGGCCAGGACAUCAUCCAUGAGUUGCUCCUCAUAGAAGUACUUGCUGUUUCACCACUUCGCCUCUGAGGCAGCUUUUCCAGAGCCAGUUCUUCCUGAGGAUUCUGGUAUUUGCUGGGGGGUGGCAGUCCACUGCAGUGUUGGUGGCCACUUGUGCCUGGGCCAGCCCCACCUGGGAGGGGGUUGGAGAUGCUGUCUUGGUGAGUGGCCGUCCCCAGGGUGGCUUGGACACCCUUAGAAUGUGGAAGCCCAAGCACCCCUUUAGGGUCAGAUGGUGGUUGAGAGAGACAUGUGUGCCUUGCCCACCCACCUUCCGUCUGGACAUACAUGCUGGUGCUGCAGGCCUGGGCGCCAGCCCCAUGCUAUUGCUCAUUGACAGGCAGAGACGAAGAGGAGGGCAAAGAGUUUGUUGUGGUUUGUGUCUGUCUUCGUUUUUCUUCCAAUGUAGCCUAACAUUCCUAGUUAACCAGAGCUUUGGAAUCUACUGCCUGCUGGCCAGGUUUUAAAGUGAAAAGUAUUUUAAUGCUGCCAUAAGAGUAAAAACAAAGAAGGAAGGGAAAAUACAAAAAGAAGCCUUCUACUUCUCUAAUUUAAUUUGUCAAAAGAUUGACAGGCCUUGAAUUAAUUCUCCAUCUUGCUAAGGUUUAAAGCCGGGCAAACCCUGCUGGCUCAAGUCCUCCGGCCACAGACAUGACACCCUGCUCCGCACACCUGGCCUAUGCUGGGGGGUCUCCUCCCUGCUGCAAAGCAGAGGGCACUGCCCCCCCCCCCCCCCACCAACCCCGGCCCAGCCUCUCCACCCCAGAGCCUCACCCAGCUUGAGCUCUCCUGCCUUCUGCAGCCACCUUCCAGGGGCCCGCCCAGUCAGCUUGCCCAUGGUCACGGUUCAGCCUGUGGUUUUGUGUGUUCCUUGCCCACUGGGGGCGUGGGACACGCCCGGACCUGCAGGAGGGCAAUUACCGUACACCUUAUACCUCUGCUUUUGUUGUUUUCAAACGCUAGACGAACGUUUCUGUGCUAGGUUCUUUUAAAUAAAAAUGGGUUAAAACCCACAUGCUGUAUAUUAAUUUGUAAUUAUGUAUAAAGUAAAGCAGUUUUACAGUAAAACUGUAAAAAAUUUUUCAGUGUGUUUUCUGGGAUUUUGCCACAACAUACUGGCUUUGUAUUUUAUUUAUCUUCCUCUCUAGUUAUUGGCUUCAGACUCUACUUGUAAAGUCCCCUCCACCCUUUCAAAAAAUAAAUGUCCUUUAAGUCUUGA
Messenger RNA from Canis lupus familiaris (dog), 13106 nucleotides. RefSeq names its product A-kinase anchoring protein 13 (gene AKAP13). The record is from RefSeq and is a predicted model, not a curated record. The transcript is spliced from 39 exons. Gene Ontology annotation, biological process: positive regulation of canonical NF-kappaB signal transduction; regulation of Rho protein signal transduction; adrenergic receptor signaling pathway. Gene Ontology annotation, molecular function: guanyl-nucleotide exchange factor activity; MAP kinase scaffold activity. Bases 124 to 8670 code for a protein of 2848 amino acids. Gene Ontology annotation, cellular component: membrane; actin cytoskeleton. NCBI's taxonomy places the organism in Eukaryota, Metazoa, Chordata, Mammalia, Carnivora, Canidae.